Molecule: messenger RNA, 3056 nt
Organism: Colossoma macropomum (tambaqui)
Lineage: Eukaryota; Metazoa; Chordata; Actinopteri; Characiformes; Serrasalmidae
Product: GTPase IMAP family member 8-like
Exons: 5
Coding region: 61-2625 (854 amino acids)
Molecular function (GO): GTP binding
Source: RefSeq, a predicted model, not a curated record
UGUUAUUGUGAGCGAUUCCUUCAGCAGAGAAGAGCACCAGGCAAGAAAGAGAAGAACAGAAUGAAUGAAGCAUGUUGUCCCUCUAGCAGCAAGUCUGCUCCAGAGGACGCACAGUGUCUUACUGAUAUGAGGAUUUUACUGCUGGGCAAUAAAGCAGCAGGCAAGAGUUCAUCCAUAAGCACCAUCCUGGGCAGCGAAGGGCCGAGUCUGAAGACCGCUCAGUGUGUGAAGAGGCAAGGAGAAGCUGAGGGAGUAGCGCUCACUGCGAUUGAGGCUCCAGGCUGGUGGAGGAAUUACAGAGUGAAGGACACUCCGAAUUUAAACGCUCAGGAAAUCGUACUCAGUGCGUCUCUGUGUCCUCCAGGACUUCAUGCAGUGCUGCUAGUGGUCCGCCUGGACACUCGCUUCACAGAGACGUGCAGAAGAGCACUGGAGGAACGUCAGGGCUUGUUUCUGACUGACAGUGUGUGGAGUCACUCCAUGGUGUUAUUUACCUUUGGAGACUGUCUUGAAGACACCACAGUCGAGAAGCACAUUGAGAGUCAAGGACACGCCCUCCAGUGGCUCGUGGAGAAAUGUGGGAACAGAGUCCAUGUGUUAAAUAAUAAGAAGAGGGACUCCAGGCAGGUGAAGGAGCUGCUGGAGAAGAUUGAAGAAAUGGUGAUGGGAAACGGUGGACGUCAUUUUGAGGUGGACUGUAAGACUUUACAUGACCUAGGAGUCCAGAGAAGAACGGAUGAAAUGAAAGCAGCGGAAAGACUGAUCAGAGCACAGACGCAGAAACAAGCCCUUACAUGUCAAACAGCUCAGACCCAACAAGAACUGAGAAUUUUGCUGGUUGGACACAGGCAUUCAGGAAAGAGUUCAGCAGGGAACACCAUCCUGGGCAGAGAGGAGUUUGACUUAAGGACGACAUCAAAGUGUGUGAUCAAAGAAGGAAAAGUAGCAGGGAGGCUGGUCACUGUGGUAGAAGCUCCAGGUUGGUGGAACAACUACAGCGUAAAGGACACACCAGCGCUAAACAAGCAGGAACUCUUGUGCAGUGCAUCUCUAUGCCCUCCAGGACCUCAUGUCCUGCUUCUGGUCAUACGAGCGGACGGCUCAUUCACGAUGCAGAACAGAAAAGCAAUCGAGGAACACCUGGAGCUUCUCGGAGCGGAAGUCUGGGAUCACACAGUGGUGCUGUUUACCUAUGGAGACUGGCUUGGAGAAACUAGCAUUGAGCAACACAUCGAGAGUGAAGGAUAUGCACUGCGGUGGCUCGUGGAAAAGUGUGGAAAUAGAUACCACGUUUUCAAUAACAACUGCAGGGAUGAUGGCAGUCAGGUCACAGAGCUCCUACAGAAGGUAGAGGAAAUGGUAGCAGGAAACAGCGGGCAACAUUAUGAGGUCGACAGCCUUUUAAUAGAAGAAGUGCGAAAACAACAGAAGGCAGGAGAGGAACGUGCAAAGUUGAGAAUGUCAAACAUGAUGGAGAAGAGACAGACACUGAGAGUGCUGAGGGGUGAAAUACAUCAUCUAACCGAUCUGAGGAUUGUGAUGCUUGGGGGCAUGUCUUCUGGGAAGAGCUCCACAGGAAACACUAUUCUCGGCAGUGGGGAGUUUAGCUUAACAAGUAGUUCCAACUGUGUGAGCCGGCGAGGAAAAGUAGGGACCAGACAGGUCAUUCUAGUUGAGGCCCCAGGCUGGUUGAAGUGUUCCUAUGUGGGACUAACUGCCGAAUCUGUCAAACAGGAGGUCAUGCGGAGUGUAACUCAUGCUGUGCUCCUCGUUAUACAGACAGAUACGUCAUUCACAGAGAACGAAAGGAGAACCCUGGAGGAACAUCUCAAGCUUCUUGACGAGAGGAUUUGGAAUCACACCAUGGUGCUGUUCACGUGUGGAGACUGGCUAGGAGACUGGAGCAUAGAGGAGCACAUCGAGAGUGAAGGGAAAGCUCUCCAGAGGCUUGUUGAGAUGUGCAGGAACAGGUACCAUGUCCUGAACAACCAGGACAACGGUGAUAGCGCUCAAGUCACGGAACUGCUAGAUAAGAUAGAGGAGAUGGUGGUGGAAAAUGGUGGGUAUUCACCUGUGCAAGGGCCAAAGCCUUCUCCGGUGAAGGUCCAAAGGCAUUGUGAGGAUGCAAAAGAGCAUGAGCAUUUAAACGUCAGGACAGAUAGAAUGGCCUUUAGCCAGCAUGAUGAGGAUGAAAAGAGAAAAGGAGGCUUGACUGAGAUGGAUCAAAAAAAGGGAGCUGCUGAUGCCGUCCCAGAUGACACUUUGGAUGAAAAGAGUCCACUGCCCACAGUUACAGACACGACAAAAAAAUGGACAUUUUCUGAUAUGCAUAUUCACAAAGCUCGUAGUAUGCAGCACUUGAAGCCAACGAUGGGCGGAGACGACCGUUUUGACAGUGGCUCCGAUUAUGAUUCGGAAGCGUCGUUUACGAUGACCAAUACUAGCAAUAUGUAUAGGUUGCUACCGUCAAUGACAUCAUCUUUGAGUUCUGGGAUCGGCUCUUUGAGAAAUGCUGGUUCUCUAGGGUUCAGAGCACUGAAUGUCUUUAUGAAGAGACCCAAACUGGAGGAGGACAGCACCAGAGCAGAGGUCCAGGAAGAAGAGAAAAUACAAGGAAUAAGGUGAAUCAUCGUCCAAAGAAAACAAAAAGACUUAAUGACCAACGAAGAGAAGGCCAACCAACCAUGAGCCUAUCCUUUUAUACACUGUGUGACAAAAAUUGAAUUCUAGUAUCAGCAUAUCAAACAGCACUGAUGACAGUUUUCUUCACAAUAGUUUUAAGCAGAAUUUCUCAUUUGUAGUCAAUGCCAGUAAAAUAGGCCAUCAUGAUGCUUAAAAUCAGGAUAAAUCGAGAGAGAAAACAUUAGAUGUGUUAUCUAAUAGAUAGAUGUGUUAAAAUCAAUAGCCAGAUUGGUUGGUUAUUGCAAGUUCACAUCCCAGGACUGACUUGAUAUUCCUGGUUGAGCCACUAGCAACUACCACUGCCUCCACUUUAGGCAGCAAAAUGAAAGUCUUCCCUUGUUUGAUCAAUACAGUAUAACAAUAGCAAACUACCA